ACACCCUGGAGAGCGGGGGCACUCUUUCUCUUAGUCCGCUGGCCAGGAGAAGGAAAGGAGUGCUGGAGAGUGUUGUGUCGCUCUAACUCAGUAAACUCAAGUUGAACAUCUGACAGCGCAAGAUGUCUAAAGGACCAGCAGUAGGCAUUGAUCUGGGCACCACAUAUUCCUGUGUGGGCAUUUUCCAGCAUGGCAAAGUGGAAAUCAUUGCCAAUGACCAAGGAAACAGGACCACACCCAGCUAUGUGGCCUUCACAGACACUGAGCGACUAAUUGGAGAUGCUGCCAAAAACCAGGUGGCCAUGAACCCAGCAAACACUGUAUUUGAUGCUAAGCGUCUGAUAGGCCGUAAGUUUGACGAUGCUGUGGUGCAGUCAGAUAUGAAGCAUUGGCCCUUCAAGGUUGUUAAUGACUCAUCCAAACCCAAGAUGGAGGUUGAAUACAAGGGUGAAAUCAAAACUUUUUACCCAGAGGAGAUUUCAUCCAUGGUUCUUAUCAAGAUGAAGGAGAUCUCUGAAGCUUAUCUCGGCAAGACUGUGAACAAUGCAGUUAUCACAGUACCUGCUUACUUCAAUGACUCCCAGCGUCAAGCCACCAAAGAUGCUGGAACCAUCGCUGGCCUUAAUGUGCUACGCAUCAUCAAUGAGCCCACUGCUGCAGCCAUUGCUUAUGGCCUGGACAAAAAGGUUGGCGGUGAACGCAAUGUCCUUAUCUUUGACCUCGGAGGUGGUACUUUCGAUGUGUCAAUCCUGACCAUUGAGGAUGGCAUUUUUGAGGUCAAGUCCACUGCCGGUGACACUCACUUGGGUGGUGAGGACUUUGACAACCGCAUGGUUACACACUUCAUCGCUGAGUUCAAGCGCAAGUUCAAAAAGGAAAUCAACAACAACAAGCGAGCUGUGCGUCGUCUGCGCACAGCGUGCGAGCGUGCCAAGCGCACCCUCUCCAGCAGCACCCAGGCCAGCAUUGAGAUCGAUUCCCUCUACGAAGGAGUCGAUUUCUACACUUCCAUCACCAGGGCCCGCUUUGAAGAGCUCAAUGCAGACCUGUUCCGUGGCACCCUCGAGCCUGUGGAGAAGGCCCUGAGGGAUGCCAAGAGACAAGGCCCAGAUCCAUGACAUUGUCCUGGUGGGAGGCUCCACACGUAUCCCUAAGAUUCAAAAGCUGCUGCAGGACUUAUUCAAUGGCCGUGACCUCAA
Etheostoma cragini (Arkansas darter) is the source of this 1199-nucleotide messenger RNA. Its product is annotated as heat shock cognate 70 kDa protein-like. Gene Ontology annotation, biological process: protein refolding; vesicle-mediated transport; cellular response to unfolded protein. The record is from RefSeq and is a predicted model, not a curated record. NCBI's taxonomy places the organism in Eukaryota, Metazoa, Chordata, Actinopteri, Perciformes, Percidae. Gene Ontology annotation, molecular function: ATP hydrolysis activity; heat shock protein binding; ATP-dependent protein folding chaperone. Gene Ontology annotation, cellular component: nucleus; plasma membrane; cytosol.